Nipponia nippon (crested ibis) is the source of this 2148-nucleotide messenger RNA. The record is from RefSeq and is a predicted model, not a curated record. Lineage: Eukaryota; Metazoa; Chordata; Aves; Pelecaniformes; Threskiornithidae.
CAGCACACGUCCGGAGUGCAGCAUCAUGCAGGAGAUUGAAGAGGAGCGCAGCCAGUGCUUGGCAGAGCUUAUUGGGGAUAACCAGACUUCAGGUUGCAGAAGGCAAUGGGACAACAUCACGUGCUGGCCUGAAGCAGAAGUGGGAGAAGUUGUGGUACGGCCGUGCCCAAAGUACUUCAGAUUCCUCACCACUUUUCUCGGGAAUGUGACCAGGAAUUGUACAAGCCAGGGCUGGACGGAUGUGUACCCUGCGCCGUAUACCGUAGCUUGUGGAUAUGAUUCCAACAGCACUCCAGGGGAAGAGCAAACGGCGUUCUAUGGCACAGUCAAGACUGGCUACACCAUUGGACAUACCUUAUCGCUUAUUGCUCUCACGGCUGCUAUGAUCAUUUUAUGUCUCUUCAGAAAACUACACUGUACUCGAAAUUAUAUCCAUAUGCACCUCUUCAUGUCCUUCAUAAUGAGAGCCAUCGCAGUCUUCAUAAAAGAUGUCAUCCUAUUUGAAAGCGGAGAAUCUGAACACUGCUUUGUGAGUUCAGUAGGCUGCAAAGCCAUGAUGGUUUUCUUCCAGUACUGCGUCAUGGCCAACUUCUUCUGGCUCCUGGUGGAGGGGUUGUAUCUUCACACCCUGUUGGUCAUCUCCUUCUUUUCAGAGAGGAAGUACUUUUGGUGGUACAUCUUGAUUGGCUGGGGUGCCCCGUCCGUGUUCAUCACUGCUUGGACUAUUGUCAGGAUUUACUUUUUCGAUGUUGGGUGCUGGGAGGAAAUAGUGGAAUCCUCAUUCUGGUGGAUCAUUAAAACUCCUAUUUUGGUGUCUAUUUUGGUGAACUUCAUUCUCUUCAUUUGCAUCAUCCGUAUCUUAGUCCAGAAGUUGCAUUCCCCAAACGUUGGACACAAUGAAACCAGCCAAUAUUCGAGGCUGGCCAAGUCCACCUUGCUGCUGAUCCCUCUCUUUGGCAUUCACUACAUCAUGUUUGCUUUCUUCCCUGACAAUUUCAAAGCAGAAGUUAAGCUGUUCUUUGAGCUUGUGGUUGGGUCAUUCCAGGGAUUUGUGGUGGCUGUUCUGUACUGUUUUCUCAAUGGGGAGGUCCAAGCUGAGCUCAAGCGAAAGUGGCGGAGGUGGCAUCUGGAGCGGUUCCUGGGCUCAGACAUGAAGUAUCACCACCCUUCCUUAGGCAGCAACGGCACCAACUUCAGCACCCAGAUCUCCAUGCUGACCAAGUGCUCACCAAAGACACGCCGGUGCUCUGGCUUCCAGGCUGAAUUCUCUCUGGUGUGAUGGGGAGAGGCUCUCUGAGCACUGAGCAUCCAGGAGAAAAACUGAGAGACAGAAGGAUCCCCAGGAAUCAGCGAUACGAUGACAAACCCUUGUGAAAUGACAUGCUCCGCAUGAGCCAGCAGAGGACACAAAACUGGAAAAGCCACUGGCAUCCAGAACAAGAUCAGACAAGCCAAGAGACAGAAAAUACUUUUCCUCUCCCUCUUUUCGGACCUUUCACUCUUAAGUUUCAAGCCUUCAGGGGUUGAUAACUAUGAGUAAGGGUCCCAGUUACUUGAGGAGAGCCUGGGAGAUCCUGAUGUGUCACAAAUAAUGAAGUACGGGGGGUAAGGGAGGGGAGAGCCUGAGUCCUUGGUGGCUUUACCAGAACCGGCAUCUCUGAAACAGAUAAAUUGCACUUUUUAAAAAAUGAGCCAAUAAAGGAGAGAGGGAGGCAAGAAGCAGGAAAAAAAACAAAUGCCAAACAUAUCAAUGUGCCAAAAGUCCCCUUGAUAAGAGGUGGUGAUAAGACACCGAAGACAGAAUCAGGGACACGGGGAGAAGGGACAGGAGGAACACGAGCAGGAAGGGGAGAGGCCAGCGCACGGCCCCUGCUUCUGCAUUUUACACACGUGAAGACGAAGCUGCAGCACCAGGAAAGGCCCUCGGAGAAUGCCCCAGUGCUGCAGUGUGUUCUGCUAAUUGCCCGCCAUCCUCGUUAGCCAAAGCUUUUCCAAGCACCCUUGGGUGCCCUCUGGAAAAGCAGGUCGCUGAGAAGGAACAGCGUGAAUGCCCUUCUCUGCACUAUGUUCAUGACACCGUGUUUUGUUUGGUUGUUUUCAAUGAACAGGAAACUCGAUUUGCAUGUAUAAAAACCAGGUACAGAUGCC